Molecule: messenger RNA, 1908 nt
Organism: Alnus glutinosa
Lineage: Eukaryota; Viridiplantae; Streptophyta; Magnoliopsida; Fagales; Betulaceae
Product: molybdate transporter 1-like
Exons: 1
Coding region: 55-1479 (474 amino acids)
Biological process (GO): molybdate ion transport
Molecular function (GO): molybdate ion transmembrane transporter activity
Source: RefSeq, a predicted model, not a curated record
UAUUCACAAAUACUUCCAUAUUGCAUUCACAAUCUCAGUGACUACUGCACCUCCAUGGCGUCCCAAGACCCCCCAAUCCCACCACCCCAUGCCUUCCAAAGCCCACCUGAAGCCGCUCACAGCUCGCCCGUGUACGGUUUUGCGGCCAACGUUGUUGACAAGGUGAAAACCAACCUGGUUUUCCGAUCGAAAUGGGCAGAAUUGAACGGAGCGAUGGGAGACUUAGGCACAUACAUACCGAUAGUGUUGGCCCUGACACUAGUAGAUGGCCUUAACCUCGGCACAACAUUAAUAUUCACCGGGGUCUACAACAUUAUCACUGGUGCCAUCUAUGGUGUCCCCAUGCCGGUUCAGCCCAUGAAGUCUAUCGCUGCCGCGGCCUUAGCGGGGACAGGUUUCGGCGUCCCAGAAAUUAUGGCCGCCGGGAUUUUGACCGGGGGAAUAUUAAUUGUUCUGGGUGUCACAGGGUUGAUGAAGCUGGCGUAUAAGCUGAUUCCUUUAUCUGUUGUUAGGGGAAUUCAGCUAGCACAAGGCUUGUCAUUUGCACUGACCGCUGUUAAAUACGUUAGAACAGUGCAGGAUUUUUCGAAAUCAAAAGCUAAGGGGAACAGGCAGUGGCUUGGGCUGGAUGGGUUGGUCUUGGCUAUUGUUUGUUUCUGUUUUAUUGUUAUUAUUACUGGAGCAGGUGAGGAACACAGCGGGGAAAGAGAUGAAGAAACCAAUGGUCAUUUGGGUGAUGAUGAAGAAAGGCCGGCAAGAAAACGAAGAAAUUUCAGAAAAUUUAUCUUCGCUUUUCCUUCAGCCUUUAUUGUAUUUGUGUUGGGUGUGGUAUUGGCUUUUAUAAGAAAGCCUAAACUGGUGCACGACAUCAAAUUUGGGCCGUCUGCUAUCGAAGUAGUUUCAAUCUCAAAGCAUGCAUGGAAGGAAGGGUUCAUCAAAGGUACAAUUCCUCAACUCCCUUUGUCAAUAUUGAAUUCCGUGAUCGCUGUCUGCAAGUUGUCGUCAGAUCUUUUCCCCGGAAGGGAAUUCUCAGUGACAUCGCUUUCGGUGACGGUCGGGUUAAUGAACGUGAUUGGCUGUUGGUUUGGAGCCAUGCCGAGCUGCCAUGGCGCAGGCGGGCUAGCCGGGCAGUACAAGUUUGGUGGCAGGAGUGGUGGGUGCGUGGCCCUUCUUGGCACAGCCAAAUUAAUCUUGGGUUUAGUUAUAGGGAGCUCUUUGGUGAAGAUUUUGACCCAAUUUCCUGUUGGGGUUCUUGGGGUUCUGCUCUUGUUCGCUGGAAUUGAGCUUGCCAUGGCUUCAAGGGACAUGAAUACGAAGGAGGAAUCCUUUGUGAUGCUUCUUUGCACAGCGGUCUCCCUAGUGGGAUCAAGUGCUGCGCUUGGGUUUGUGUGUGGGAUUGUCGCUCAUUUGCUUCUAAGGUUAAGAGAUUAUCGAAAGGGUCAACCCCUUUUAACGUUAUGGAUGCAUGAAAACCCGUAAAAGCCAAAGCUCUUAAAAGCCUUCAGUUUAGCCUAUGAUCACCUUUUCUAGUGUUAUCACAUGCAAAGAUAUGGUUGUGAUUUGUAUUAGUGUAACGCUAUUUUAAUAUAUUGUUAUAUGACUGUCAUAUAAUUCGAUGAUGUGGCAAUGAACCACUAUGACUAAUAUCGAUUGUAUGGGCGAUCAUAUAUAACAAUCUAUUAAAUAGUGAUAUUUCUUAAGUUUGCCUUAGGUUUUACCUUUGAACUGCUACUAGUGAGAUUGUGGUGGCAAUUGGAAUCAAGUAGGGAUCUACUCACAAUCGUGAAUUAAUUCCUUGUUUCCUCCCUGCCUAGUGCCUACAUUGUAGAUUGCCUACAAUGUAUAUAUCAUGUAAAUAUUUGCUUGCUAUGAAGCUAUGAAGAAUAAAAGUAGACAACACUUUUGUAA